Durusdinium trenchii is the source of this 1757-nucleotide messenger RNA. NCBI's taxonomy places the organism in Eukaryota, Dinophyceae, Suessiales, Symbiodiniaceae. The record is from the annotation of a GenBank genome assembly.
AUUUGGUCACGGCACUAUAGUACAUCAUAUCAUAUCACUGAACAUAUCACCGCAUAUUACAUCGCAAUGUGUACAUUGCAUAUUGCAUGUCCAUGUUCCAUCUUAGCUUAGUAUAAAUUUAGACCCUUGGUGCAGCUCUGGGCCAUGCAGCGAUUUCCACUCGAAAACGCGGAACGCCCCAAGCCUUCAUGUGCACCGCCCAAGCCCAGCUCCAAGUGUGAGAAGCGCAUGGGCUACGAAGCCGACGGCUGGGAAGCUGAUCAGCUGGGAAGCUGCAAAAGCGAAGAUGCCAACGGUGCUGAAGAUGCAGAACUCAACACGGGCCGAUAUCAGUUCCAGGCGUGCAAAUUAGAGGACACGUGGCCACAGAGUGAUCAGUUCGAGGCAUGCAAGGCUGAGGACACAUGGCCGCAGGCGGGCUAUUCUCAGGAAGGUUUCAGGAUAAUCCGUGAGAGUCACUUUGAAGCCAAGCUGAUGCUGACAAUGCCUGGCUUUACCCGUUCCCAUAUUUCCCGGAUGAUUGGCAAACGAGGAUGCAACCUGUUGGAACUGUCCAAACGCAGCCAUGCCAAAGUGCAUCUUUGCGGCAAGGACUCCAACAGACCAACCAACGAAGCAAACCACUUAUUGAUUAGAGGCAGUGAGGUGAGUGUAGAAAAGGCCUUAGCCAUGGCAUGCCAGAAGGUUGUUGAAGUUCUGGGGACAGACAUUCCAGAGUGUGCCCAUUGCGGAGGAGAUCACAAGAGCCGAGACUGCCUUACCAUUCGCCUUCCCUGUGUAGAGCGUGUUUUUCUGGAUGCCACGGCCAAUGUUGGCUUUAUCAUCGGCAGUGGUGGGCGAAAUGUGCAGCCAAUCAAGGAAGCAACUGGAGCACUGAUCCGAAUGUGCGGCAUUGGUUCUGGAGAACUGCAUGCAAGUGAACCUCUCCAUAUGAGGAUUGAAUGCAAGACCGAAGAAGCACUCGCGCAGGCCGUGCGAAUGGCGCAUGAUUUGAUCGAUCGGGUCACUUCUUGGACUCCUUACGAUGACCCACCUCCCCCGGGCUACGACUUUCAGUUUCGGCAGAAGAUUGAAUUGGAGUUUGGAAGUUCUGCAAGAGGCCGACAAGAUUUUGACAGUUUGAACGCACACUUGUUGGGCAAACGGGGUCAAAAUUUCAAGCGCAUCCAUGAGAGCACUGGCGCUUAUCUUUGGCUUCGUGGCCAGGGUUCUGGUAUUUCACAGGAUGGUGCAGGAGACGCGCCCAUGCACUUGCUGAUUGAACAUGAUGACCUACCUCUGCUGCAAGAGGCAGUGCGAAUGGCCCAGGAGCUGUUGGAUUCAGUUGAAGCCAGGCUUCAAGACACGUUUUGCCGAGUCUGUGGGGGGGCUCACUUUACAUAUCGCUGCACGAAGGCCAACAGUGCUGGGUACUUGAAAGAAAUGAAAGGUAAAGGCGGAGGUGCCGGGAAAGGUGAGAGUCGUAACUCUGGUGGCUAUGAGUGUGGCUACGGCGACCUUGAUUCAGAGGAACGCUUGCAGCACCAUGAACAAGGUGGCUGGUAUGCGAACAAACACGCCAGAUGGGGUUGAUUAUUGAAUUGCUCGCCUGCUUCACCUGCAAAGUGAACUCGCCCAAAGCUUGGGGAAGCAUGACGCAAUGCACGCUUUGCAUCUUCAUGCGUCGCAGUAUGCAGCUGAUGGGAGUGCUAUAUAUUUUAGUAUUUUCAAGCGCUGCACGGUGAUACAUUCGGAGUGUCGUGAGCAGAAGCACCAAA